UGCAGCGGUUCAGUCUGCACAGGCGGUGGGUGGGAGAGGAUGAGAGUACUGAGCUCCGGUCUGAAAAAACACUUGCAGCUACUUGGGAAUAUUUCACUCACGUAAAGAUCACUCUCACUUAUGAGCCUUUAUUUUUUUUCCCAUGUUUUUUGGGGCUUCUGCAUGCAACUGGAAAAUGAGCACCGACGCGUCAACUUGCUGACUCUUCGGCUCGUCCCGUGCACUUGUUGAGCGGCGGGGGCGGUGACAUCAUCACCAUCACAAGAGUCCAGCUGAGCCUCAGGCGUCUGCAGCCAUGAAAGACAACUACGGAGGAUAUGAGAACCAGCUUUUUAAAGAGGAGGAGCUCAAUGGCGAAGAGGAGGAAAUACCGCCGUUCAGAGGUCGCACGAGAGGUGGCUGCGUGAGGUGCCAGCAGAGCAAUUCCCUCCAACUGGCCGUCAAAGUCCUCGCGGCAUUUGUUGCAUUCCUCGUCAUCACUGUCACGGUGCUGGCCUCACUCGUGUUUAGGAAGGUUGACCAUCUUUCCGAGGAGGAGUCAGUCUAUGAUAAGAAGAUCACCAGGGCUCAGCAAGUAUUAGAAGAUCUGAGUAACUGCUCGGGCUGUCUGGAUGUCACUCUGUACAGUGAGGAGAUCAGCAGACUCAAGCAGGAGUUUGAGGACGUUCAAAAACUGUUACUAGGACAAGAGCAGGUCCUGGACCAAUCCUCUCGGACCCAGACCAAGCUAACAGCCACUAGCAACCAGCUGAGUCACGACAUGCAGAACCACCUCAUGUCCAUCAAACUUCUCAACCAGCUGUUGGAGAGACACCAAGAUCAGGUGGAGGGCUGGAAAGGCGUACUGGAGGAAACGGAAGAGAAGAUGAAAACUCUGACGGAGGAUCAAUAUGAUGUCAAAGCUACAGCACAGCAGGUCAACACAACGGUGGCGCUAAGUACUAUGUGGAUUGACGCCCUGCAGAGGAAAUCAGACGAGGAGACUCUGGUGCUCCAGAAAUUGACCAGUGACUGGCAGAACUACAGUCAAGUCCUAGGCAUGAUCAAAUCCAACAGCAGCAGCAAUACGCAAACCUUACGCUCCCUCCAAAACGGCAUCAUAGCAGACCACCAGAGAAUGGCCAUGUCCUCGGAGAUGUACUACGAUCUUAGUCAGCAGGUGAUGAACCUGCAAAUGCAACUUGACAAUGUCACAUCUUUCAUGGAUGAACAUGAGGAGAACAUGCAUGACCUGCACUACCAUUCCAGGUAUUAUGAGAACCGGACUGGAGAGCGUUUCUCGGCCUUGGAUGGUCGUCUAAACUCCAUUGAGAUGGAAAUUGACACGAUAUCCUCCAGCAUCAAUGCCACCGUCUUCCACGUCCAGAGCAUGUACAAGUACAUCAACAUCGAGAGCUCCACCUGCCAGAGUCGCCUGGGCGCACAAACCGAAGAUCUCCAGAACGUAAACAGCAGCGUGCUGUUACUUUUCAAUGUGGCCGACACAAUGAGGCAGCAGAACGUGUUGCUUAAUUCGCGCCUGGAUGUGGAUGUCAGGAACUUGUCAUUGGUGAUGGAGGAGAUGAAGUUGGUGGACACUCACCAUACACAACUGAUCAACAACUUCACUAUAUUAAGAGGUGCUCCAGGACCACCGGGGCCCAAAGGAACCCGUGGAGAGACCGGCUCAAAAGGACCUUUUGGACUGAGUGGGAGUAAAGGUGAUCGCGGCCCAAUAGGAAGCCGUGGAUCCCAAGGAGAAAAGGGGUCUUCUGGGCCUAAAGGUGCAACUGGUCAAUCCGGUCCAAGUGGCAACAGAGGACUGGUAGGCAACGCAGGACCUAAAGGAUAUCCUGGUCAAGUAGGACCACGGGGUGAGAGAGGCCAAAAGGGCGAUAUGGGCCCACUUGGUAAAACUGGAGUCCCUGGAUCAAGAGGUACACCAGGGUUCCAGGGCCAGGCAGGACUACCUGGUAUAAUUGGACCACAAGGGCCUAAAGGAAAACCAGGGCCACCCGGGCCACCUGGACCACCAGGGACUCCUGGUCCUCCAGGAGUAGCACAACAGUUCCAUGCUCAAUCUAAUACACAGCAGCAAAGUGAACCUGUUGUCGGACCCAAAAGACAAUGAGGUGGAUCAGGACUGACCUGAUCCAAACAGGACAAUAAAGGGCAUUCACAAAAAGGUAGAGAGAACUAUCUAUGGACUGAACUUCGACACUUAGAUCAGCCACCUAAUGAAUAUUUUAGAGUAGUAAUACUGAUCUAAAGGUUUUGAACUUGAAUCUACUGAGGAUGCAACCAAGCAGUCUCUUAUUAUCUACAUGCUGACACAGCAUUCUCUAAUGCUUCUUUCAUUGUAGAUAUCUAAGAUCGUUUGUCAUUUGGCAACAUUUCAGAGCCGGUACUCUGAAGACAACAUGCAUCUUCUGUGUGGAAUCAAACUGGUGAGUCUGACUGAACAAUGUCAACAUCUCGUCAUGUUCUUCUUUCCCUCGCAGUCGUCCUUUAACUAGGCUGCACAUCAAAGACAUAGAACCACAACUAGAGAAGCGUAGUAUUUUCUAAUUCAAGUGAUGGUUGUCAUGACAUGCGACUGGCUUGCAUUGAACAAUAAAAGUAGACAUUUUAA
Molecule: messenger RNA, 2611 nt
Organism: Nerophis lumbriciformis (worm pipefish)
Lineage: Eukaryota; Metazoa; Chordata; Actinopteri; Syngnathiformes; Syngnathidae
Gene: scara3
Product: scavenger receptor class A, member 3
Source: RefSeq, a predicted model, not a curated record